CGACACCGACUUUGACUGCCUCGUGUUUUCAUCAUCUCUUGUCAUGAGCAACAUCCCGCGUCUUCCCCCAGAAAUAUGGCUGGACAUUAUCGAUUGGGCAACCGAAGACGAGACGCCCAAUGUCGAUUAUGUCCAUUUCGAACGCAUCCCUCGCGACGCCAGGUCCUCUGAACUGGUUGGGACCAGGAAGGCCUUAUCGCAGGUUUCCAGAGGGCUUAGGAACUUGAUAAUGCCUCAACUGUACAAAGAGGUCUGGGUAAACCAUGGUGCCGAUGAACUUCGAACGGUUUUGCAGAAACCGAGGGAUCCAACAUCGGAACGGCCUCAGUGCUACGGAGACACGGUUCGCCGACUAGUCCUCCCGUACUCCUCCACUGCUGGAAAGUCGCCGCUUCCAUACCUCGACAUCCUUCGGACAUGUCUACGGCUCGAGGUGCUCGUCCGGCCACAACUCUCACUACCGGAAAUCUACCGCCUGAGCUUCGACUUCGAGACAAACAUCGUCCAACUACCCUCCCUCAGACGACUGGAAUGGUGCCACCACUCAGAGGCAGACCGAGCUGGAGGGAUCAACUCACUCAGCGCAGUCCUCCGCAACUCGCCCAGUCUGCGCUACCUCUUCAUCGAUCGCGUGGUUGAAUUGAGCCCCACGGGUAUGGACCCUACGCCACUCGAGCUCAAAAGGCUCAAAACACUCCGGUUGGGCGUAGUGAAUGGUUUACUCUUGCACCAAAUCACGCAACGAUGGUCACUUCCUUCGCUAACCCGCCUGGUCCUCGACCGGCCUAUGCCAGAACCCCAGUUCGUGUUACUCUGCCAGAGCCUGGGGACCCAGUUGGAGCUUUUAGAGUUUGGAGGGCAUCUCCGCUUCUACACGGUCGAUUAUAUCUCCCUCGCUCUCAUGUCGUGUCCAACUUUGAAGGAGCUCAACUUUCACAUUUUCUUCACCAUCCCACCCAGCCAAGAAGACCCAAACAUUAAUACUCCGAGUCGUCCACACACGUCAUUGAAGACCAUUGGGAUGCAUUCUGCAGUGAACGGCAUGCUUUCUAAUGGGCAGGAAUUGUGGGAUCGAUUGAGGGAGCAUUUUACGUUCUUGGCAGGGGAGAGGCUGGAAUCUUUGGAGCGGGUGGUUCUUUAUGGUGAAUGGAAGUUCAUUCUUGACCAUCCUAUGUUCCAGCCCAUCAAGCAGAAGCUUCAGGACCGCGGUUUGGAACUCGAACUUUAUGAAGGCCGAUGA
Molecule: messenger RNA, 1240 nt
Organism: Coprinopsis cinerea okayama7#130
Lineage: Eukaryota; Fungi; Basidiomycota; Agaricomycetes; Agaricales; Psathyrellaceae
Exons: 2
Coding region: 44-1240 (398 amino acids)
Source: RefSeq, a predicted model, not a curated record